Messenger RNA from Pistacia vera, 402 nucleotides. RefSeq lists its product as uncharacterized. The record is from RefSeq and is a predicted model, not a curated record. NCBI's taxonomy places the organism in Eukaryota, Viridiplantae, Streptophyta, Magnoliopsida, Sapindales, Anacardiaceae. Bases 1 to 402 code for a protein of 133 amino acids. The transcript has 2 exons.
AUGGAUAAUGGUUUGAUAUUGGUUGAUGCCAACUCUAGCGAUGACAAGGACAAAGUUGAUGUUGAGUCUAAUGUUGGUUUAGCUCAUGAGCUAGUAGGAGGAUACAUCAUGGUGGAGGCAGACCCAACCAAAGUUGAAUCCAUGCUAUCUUGGCCUGUUCCACAAACUAUCAAAGGGUUGCGGGGAUUCCUGGGAUUAACAGGAUAUUACCGUAGAUUCGUGAAAGAUUAUGGGUCAAUAGCUCAGCCACUGACUAAACUACUUCAGAAAGACGCCUUCGGAUGGAAUGAACAAGCCCAACAAGCCUUUGAUAACAUAAAAAAAGCCAUGUCAUCCGUGCCUAUGCUGGCUGUUCCUGAUUUCAGUCUUCCUUUUGAAGUCCACACGGACGCAUCGGGUUAA